AUGGACUUGACAUGGCGCCCAGGCCCGACGGAGGAGCAAGUGCCGGGGAGCAGAGACUUCCGGCGCGGUGGCGAGAGCACCGUCGCGACCGAGUGGACAGUCGCCAUCGUCGUCGAUCGGGCAGCCAUGCAAGUGGAGCCAGCUAGGACUCCAGGGCGCCAGCGCUCUGGCGAGGACGACCUGGGCCAAGAUCGCGCGCGCGACAUGGCCGAGCAGGUUGAGCAGCAGCCGGGCGGCGACGUAGAGAGCUUGAGUCGGGGGCUGAUGGCCCUCGGCCGCGAGAACGAGUUCGCGUGGCGCCUGUCGGCGGUGCAUUUCAGGAGGCGCAAGAACGCGGACGUUUCCGAGGUGUGCGGGGCCGGCGCGGCAUUGCGGAGGGCCGGGUUCCAUGGCCUCGCCGCGGGCGCGGCGUUCGACGCCAGGAACGGCCGCGGUCUGGGCGAGCCGGCGGGGCGCCGGCGGUUGCGGGCCACGGUGGAUCGGGAGAAGCUUAAGUUCCUCAUCGACCCCCCGAUGUGCAAGGCUUUCAGCCAGUUGCAGACGCUGCGCGCGCAGUGCAGGGGCCCAGUCAGGCACGCGAAGAUCGUGGCUGAGGGCAUCUCGCACCUGAAAUUAUGCGCGGCUAUUGGUGCUUGGAUCUGGGGCCUCGACAUCGCGAAGGCGCUGGAGCGCCUAGCAGGAGUGGCCUCGGUGGUGUGCCACCAAUGUGCGCACGGGGCCACGGCCGCAGGUGUCGCGGGCGAUGGGGGUCCGGGCCGGUGUCCAAGCCAAUCCGCCGGCUGUCAAAUGCAGCAGCGGUCUUGGAGGAGUUGUCCUUCAUCAUACAUGCCCGAGAUCAUCGGCAUGUUCAUCUUGCGGAUGGGCGAGCGGGCCCGAGGGAAGUCCUACCCUGAGCAGCUGGUGAAUGCGAUCCUGAGGGGUAUAAGGAAGCAGCUGCUGAAUGCGCAGGUUAUCAACAACUUGGAGAUGGGGCUCAAUUUCGACGAGCUGGAGGUGAAGGUCGAGCGGUCAUUCCAGCCGCGCGAGGGCUUCGAGCAUCGGGGCGAGCACGCAGGCUUGGCGCUGGACAGCGAGGUUCUCGACAAGGCGAUGACGGACGACUUGGUGCGCAUGGGGCACCUGGAAGUCUGGCGGCCGGCGAGCGUGGGCGCUCGCCGCCAGCCCGCGGGCCGCGAGCCGAUCCCCUCGAGGCGGGUCAACUGCAACAAGGCCGACGAUCCUCGCCCAGAGCUGCGCGUCAGGCUCGUGGUUCCGGCUUGCGGAGAUUCGUUCACGGCGGUGACUUUGACGGUUGGGCGAAGGUCACAGCGGGCGCGGUUCAAGGCGGUCAAGGCGAAAUUGCAUGGCGCUGUGAAGACAGGAACCAACCUGAUUGAUGCGAAGCCCCUGGCGCAGUACCUCGGCCUGGAAAUGUCCUUGCGCAUGCGUUUGGACAGCAGCUCGGCGCUCGCCGCGGUACCUGGCGGGUCCGAGGUCGAGCUGCUGGGGGUGAUGCAUCUCGCCGCGGAGCUGGCCAAGUCCGCGGAGCGGCUGAAGUCUGAACACGCGUGUGCUCCGAAGCCGUUUGUGCACAUGGAGAUCCACAAGGUCAAGCGCAACGCUACGGAGCGAGAGAAACGAGCGAACUCGUCAGGCAUGUGGGCAGGUUUUGGCUUCGAGGUUCUGGUCAUCUCCGUGGCCUGUUGCAAGCAUCCAGCUGGCCACGAUCGGCUAGAAGCGAGCGGCAAGAAGUGGGCGAACGCCAACGUGCUGCUGCCACGCGGACGGCAGCAGAGCAGCCUGGAGCUUGUCUGGACGAUUGUGGGGCCCAUUCAGACGCUGGGUGUUGAGGAGCGAGAGGCGAAGCGAAUGGGCGAAGCGAUGGCGGCGGUCCAGGCUCCCAGAGCCAAGGGGCGGGCUCAGGCCCCGAUGCCGAAGGCCGGCAACCCCGAGAAGGAGGCCAAGAAGGCCAAGAGGCGGACCCAGAACGAUUUUGACGUCGUCGCAUUCUUGAAGAAGGCGCUGGGUGGCAUCGCGGCCCUGGUGGCCGUGCUGCUCGGGGUUUCGCGGCUGUCGGGCAGAACCGCCGCUUCUGCCUCGCCGUCCCCCAUUUCAGGCAGACGGCUACCGCCGAUUCCAGCAGGUAUCCGGCCGGCGGGGUGUGCCAAUUCGCUGCUGAACGCCACCGGCACCAAGGAGUCGGUGUCGAUCAUCAUCCCGUACUACCACGAGGAGCUCUUCCGAAUAGAGAUCACUAUGCAGAGUAUCCUUCUACAUACGGACAUGAAUUUGGUCAAGGAGAUCAUGUGGAUCUCCGACGGCAACGGCCCUGCACAGAUCUUCAGGGAGGAGCUACUGGCCAUGCACCCGAAGGUUUCAGUGCACGUCAAUGUGGAGAACAAGGGUCUGAUCGUGACAAAGAUGGAGGCUGCCGCUCGCGCCAAGGGGUCCAUCUUGAUGUUCACCGAGCCCCACACCGUGGCCAACAAGCACUGGCUGGAGCCCCUGCUAGACAGGCUGGCGGAGGAGCCGAACGCGCUGGUGAUGCCCACGCUAGACGCUAUAAACGGCGACAUGACGAAUUAUCAUCAGAUGCAGUUCGGCCACUGGCGCUUCGAGUGGAACAUGAAUCUCGGAUUCACGAACCCGUGGCAAACGGAUAUGACCAAGGAGCUGGGUGCAAGGCCGUACCCGUCGCCUGCGACUUCUGGGGGGAUCUACGCCAUCCGAAAGGAGUGGUGGGACCACUUGGAGCUGUUCGACCCCGAGCUGAUCCGCUGGGGUGGAGAUCACAUCGAAGCAUCCCACAAGGUGUGGCGGUGUGGAGGCCGGGUGGAGAUGCAUCCCUGUUCCAGGUCGCCUUUGUGCCAGACGCGCGAGACGGAGAUUCAAUCGGCCAGUGGAGAAUGCUUGAUCCAGUUGCCUUCAGCUCGCCUGUUUGUAUAUAGCCGCAGCUGUGCGCUCACCCUGACGGCACCUACUUAGUUACGUAACGGCAGGUGCGGCGCAAUAUCCAAUAAGACGUAGAGGAGCCACCGAG
Messenger RNA from Prorocentrum cordatum, 3019 nucleotides. The record is from the annotation of a GenBank genome assembly. Lineage: Eukaryota; Dinophyceae; Prorocentrales; Prorocentraceae.